Messenger RNA from Blastocystis hominis, 1957 nucleotides. RefSeq lists its product as hypothetical. Gene Ontology annotation, molecular function: protein phosphatase binding; protein phosphatase regulator activity. Bases 8 to 1957 code for a protein of 649 amino acids. The transcript is spliced from 6 exons. The record is from RefSeq and is a predicted model, not a curated record. Lineage: Eukaryota; Bigyra; Opalinata; Blastocystidae.
AUCAAAUAUGGAUAUUUGGGAUUGUGUUGGUGAUGAAAAUGAGGACGAGCCUAUUGAUUCUCUCCUUAGCGCCGAGAACGUUGACUUGGAUGCUGUGAUCCGCAGUCCUGACCUUAUUCAGGAGAUCAGUGGAUUGAACGCUGAUCUGAUCGCUUACCUCAAGAAGCCAGAGAUCAUGAUGUCUCUCUUCAAGUUUGUUACAGACCCCGCUCCUGAGAGUGACGAGUUCGGACACUACAAGGUCCCCUAUCAGGCUGCAGAGAGUAUUGCGUGCUUCCCUGCCAAGGAUCUUGUGGAACCUGCGCAGAACGAGGAGGUGAUUAAGGCGCUCUUUGCUAUGUUCGAGGGCCAGACCAUCCGCAAAACUGAGGCUGGAUACAUUUCCAAGAUUGUGUCCGCGUACAUCUCCGCGGCUCCUUCCCAGAUGUACGCCUACUUGGCCGCUCACUCGGAGUCGGUCCUGUCGAGCCUUGCCAAGAAUUUGAUGCACUUCGGCACUUGCGAUAUCGUCCGUUUCCUUCUGGACGUGCCUCUGGAGAACGAGAAGCCCUGGUGGGGCGAGAGUGCUUCUUUCGUUGAGCCCUUCCUCGAGUGCCUUGCGAAUCCCGAGAUGACGAGCUACGCUUCGCUUCUGUUCACAUCGAUCAUUCAGCGCGCCACCGUCUUCGUCAAAACGGAGGCUCCGCGAGCUGCGGGCACGCUGAUUCCCUACCUGCUCUCGAGCGCCACGGCGGAGCGUCUGCUGAAGAUCGGCUUCGAGGCCACGGACCCGUUCGUGGGGGGCAACACCUUCGCGGUGCUGUCGCGUGUGUUCUGGACGAAGCUGCCCAGCGAGAAGUCGGGUCUGGGCGGCGAGGACAACGCGCUGCUGACCGAGGGCGUCGAUGACCGCGAGCGACUGGAGAUGGGAACGUUCAAGAUCCCCGAGACCACGAAGGCGGUGCGCGAGGUGCUGCUCGCCCAUGCCGAUGACUUCGUGCAGCUGCUGCAGCGUGCGGCGGAGGGCGAGAAGUGUGUGAAGAACGUGGACGAUGUGGAGAGAAAGGUGUGCCCGCAGAGCGUGAUGCUGCUAUCCGAGAUGUUCGAUCACUUGUUCGACUAUGCUGAGCCCGAUCUCUUCGUCCAGGCUCUGCAGAAGGGACUCAUCAAGCAGCUGCUGGAGACCGUGAAGACCUUCUCGUUCAACACGUAUCUGCACUGCCACGUGUUCGGUAUUCUGCGCAGACAGAUCGAACGCGGCGAUCUGCAACUCACGAAGCAGAUCUUCGAUGAGACGGCUCUGCUGGAUAUGAUGAAGGAGGGUGUGGUAUUGAAACGCCUCCCUCUGCGCGGCCAAUACAAUCAUAUGGUGGUGUUCCUGCGCGACCUCGCCAAGAGCAACGCGGAGUUCAAGGCGCUGCUGGAGGGCUAUGCACAGUGGAAGGAGAUCGAGCAGAGCAUCGCGGUGGAUGACCUGGAGAUCAUUCUCUUCGACGUGGGCAGCGAGGCGCAGACCACCGUCCCGGUGAGUCUGACCGAUAUUAAGAUCGACGACGAUGUGGAAAUGCCCAAAGCCGCCAAGGUGGAGAAACAGCCAGAGCCGAAGCUCGAGGAGGACGACUUCGACUUUGACGAGCCCGCAAGCGCAGAGCCUGCUGCCAAGGCGGAGAAGAAAGUGAAGAAAGUGAAGAAGGUCAAGAAAGUGAAGAAGGUCAAGAAGGUCAAGAAGAGCGAAAAGGCGGAGCAGGAGGAUGAGGACUUUGGAGAUGAGGACUUUGGAGACUUUGAGGAAGCUCCGGCUCCCAAGAAGGAGGCCAAGAAGGAAGCGAAGAAGGUCGCUGAUGACGAUGACUUCGGAGAUGAGGAUUUCGACUUUGAUGAGGCUCCGGCUCCAAAGAAAGCUCCCAAGAAGGAAACCAAGAAGCCCGCUAAGAAGGCAGCAGAGAUCGAGGAUGAAGAUUUUGACUUUGAUGAGUAA